GAAUAUGGCGGCCGUGUCACAGUACUGGUCGAGGCACAAAAAAAACUCUCCCCACGCGUGGUUUAAAGGCUGUAUAUUCCAGCAUAUAUGGCGAGAAAAACAACAUAGCUUUGCUUUAGGUGAGUGUAACUAAUUUUUUGCCUCUUUGAGUAGCUUUAGUGUAUUGGGAAAAUUUUCUCGCCAUGAAAUUGUUACAUUGUAUUCAUUUGUGUUGUGCCACAAAUCACACGUGGUUACCGUGAAAUCUACAACGAUGGAGGCUUUGAUCAAGUGCAUCGUUAGACAAAAAGAAAACAUAAUUAGUGAAGAAACGUCCCAAAGCUGAAUGAGAUUUGAAAACGGGAUAGAUUUUUUAAGAGAAAUGCAAGAUGAUGUUUUAUUGAAUUGCGAAUUAUAGUUAAUGUUGAGAAAGGUUCUUUCCCCAUUGAUUGAGGUUUCACGAGCCAAGUAUGGUUUAAAAUAUGCUUCUUUGAGACAAUGCGUUUUGUUGUAGUGCAAUUUUAUCCUUGGUUUUAAUAUUCUUCCCCUUAACUUUGGGAAUGGUUUACGUAAUAUUUUAGUUUUGAAAGAAGGAAGGAAUUAAACCAAAUUGUAGAUUACUUUCUCUAACAUUCUUUUGUAAUCAAUGUUCGAUAAUCUGGAAACUUAAAAUUUGUUUCCUGGACUAGGUCAAAAUAGAUCAUAUCGCCUGCAGCACAUCACGUAUCUCACAAGAAUGCUGCUGGACUGUUUACUGAGCCAUAGAUUUGAUGAAGCCCUGGAGUGUCUUGUUGGAUUAUGUGGAUUUUGUAGAAGAAUACCUGAACUGUUUUGGCGAGUGAGUUGCAACAUAUCCUAUAUAUUAGUUUAACCCUUUAACUCCCAUGAGUGACCAAGAUAGAAUUUCUCCUUACUAUAACUAUACAAUAUCAUGCAGACAAGUGAUGAGAAUAAAGAAAAAUAUCAGUUAUGGGAUUGCUAAUUGAUCCAAUACCAAAUUCUCCAAACUAACAUAAUGAGAAUUAUUUGGCAGACAGUAAAGAGAAUUACUAAUGAGAUCUAGGAAGUUACAGGGAUAAGUCUGUAUUCAAGCCAAGUGACCCAUCUAGCGUGAGUUUAUCCUGGUUUCAAUAACUUGAAAUGACUAGGAGAAGUAGGACACUCCCCUGGAUGGGAUGCCAGCCCAUUGCAGGGUAACCUCCUCAGCAUUUCAUCAGGUGUCUAUGACAGUUCACUAGUACCCAUAUAUACACCUGGGUGGAGAGAGGCAUGGGGAGAGUAAAGUGUCUUGUCCAAGAACACAACACAAUGACCUAGCCAUGUCUUGCAGCCAGACCUCUCUACUGGGAUUCUUUGUCCACUGUGUCUCUUAUAUUGUUUGGGUAGUUUUCUAGAAGAAAAAAAAUAUACUUGGCCAAUUUGGGUUAAAAAAAUUGUUUGCUAGUUAGUGACCAGUUACCAUUUCUUGGACCCAAGUCUCUUUGCUGUGGCAUCCAGGCAUCCAUCAUGUCUUUUACCAUAUGCUUUUGAUGGUUUUGUUUUUCUCUCUAAAAUAUUGAAUUGUGAUUGGAUCAGUGGGCAAAGUAAAAAAUUGAAACACUGAAGGAGAUUGUUUGUCUAAGUUGUAGGACUCUGUGUAAUCUGUAACCUCAACCAUUUGUCAAAAUUUUCCUUACAAUUUAGGGACCAGUUAUAAUCCAAUAGGGCAAGGGGUAGUUUUUUAUGUCUGUGAGGGGGAGGGCUUCAUCAGUCCCUCCCUUCCCCCACUCACACACAUAAUGACUGGUCUCCAGUUAAAUAUAACAGCAGAAAACAAGAAACUUUGCUUGACACUAUUUUAUUCUCCAUUUGUGCUGUCCUCUAAAAAGCUAGAAUUAGCUAUUGGAAAAACUUUUUAAUAAAGGGGACAGUUUUUAAAGAAACUGUGGUGCUGCAUUGGCAGGAGAGUAUAACAGGGUAAUUUUACAUUAGUAUUAUCAACUGAGUUGAUAACAUAAAUUGGCUACUGUUAAGAAUUAAAAGGCUGAUGUUUUGAACAUUAGCAAUUCUUCAGAGCACCGAUGAAGGAUUAAUGCAUGAAAUAUCAGCUUUUAAACUCUUUACAAUGGCCGGUUUACAUCAUCAACUUAGCUGAUAAUACUAAACUACCCCACUUAGUUUUUUUUCUCUCAGUUUCAUUUUGCAAGAGGGUAGAUAAAUAGUAUUAGGCACUUAAAAUGUUAAGGAGUUUUAAACAGGAUUUUGUCUUUUUCCUAGCUUGUUCGCACAGUGAAAUAUAUCUUGUGAAUUUUUUUGUUUUCAGACGGGAUCCGAAGUUCUGAAAAACCGUCCGGGAAGCCACAUGCACAUGAUGCAAUUCUUAAAAAACAUGUUUGUAAUUUGUGUGCCAUUUAAAACCGAACUUCUGCUGGAUCUUGCUAUGUACUUGGUGAAACACAAUAAUGAUAUUACAGAAGCACAAGAACUUCUUACAUCAAAACUUUCUCAAAAGCCAUUCAUGUCAAGCCCUGUUCUUCAAGCUUAUGCUGGACUCUUUGCAUAUAUUCAAUGGAAGAAAUGCAAACACAGUAUUGACAAUAGAUAUUUAGAAAACGAUGAUCACAGUGAUAUGGACUUAACAGGAGGUGACAAUAGGACUUAUGCUGAUCUGAAACGUCAAAUGGAUUUUCAUGGGAAGAAGGCUCUGGUUUUUUUCGUCGAUUUAGUCGAACAUUGUGGUGUGUGGGACAUCUUUAUUACAAGACAAGUAGAGAUGUUAAAAUAUUAUGACGUGGCUGAUGAAGCAAAAAGUAUCCUAGUGAAGUACAAGGAGAAAAAUCCUGAAAACCCUAAUUCACAUCGGUAAGACAUUGAUAAAAAUCUAACCCUUUAACUCCCAAGAUCUGAUUAUUAAUUCUCCACUCUAGCUGCUACCAAUUUCCUUGUAAAUUAAAUAGGAGAAUUUGGUGUUAGAUCAAGAUAAUAACUUCUAUCUGAUAAGUCUGAGUAUUCUCAUUACCUGUUUGCUGGAUGAUGUAUCUAUGUGAAAGGGAGAAGUUACAUGUUUAUCAUUUUUGGGAGUUAUAGAGUUAAGUGAAACAAAACAUUUUCUUGUUAAUAUUAUAACUUUCUCCUUGAUAUUUUUCUGCUUGAUGUGGCACUCCUAAUAUAUUACAUAAAAUGGUUUUUCCUGAUACAUUGAAAGCUUUCAAAUGAUACCUGAAUUUCCAGCCAAGGCAACAUGACCAUUUUUCCAUCUUGGAUAAUUUUCUGUUGUAACUCUGGUGGGUGUGUGACUCUGACAAUGAUUUCCACUCAGUUUGUCAAAACGUAAGACACCAUUACUUACAACAAUCCUUUUCACCUUUACACUAAGCCCAGAUAGUCAGGCCACAAAAUCAAAUGAGGCCUGUAUCUGUUGAUGAUAGAUAUUUUGCAAUAAAUAUGCAUACUUUGUAUUCUUCCUGGUGAUUUUAUAGAGAUAUCUAUGUUUUUUUUAACUAAUUUUUGUAGAUAUUUAGAACUGUAGAUGAUAAAUGUUUUGUGAUUGACAUUAAUACUCUUCACUCUUCUUUGGUUGAAUCUUUAGCACAGAGGACCACUAGUUUAUCAUUUACACUGUCAUGUGUUACCCUCUCCAAUUUAAGUUGUUACUUACCUACUUACUUACCCAGAGGUAAGUAAGUAGAGUAUUUGGAUGUCUUAUUGCAUGAAUCCAUGUAGUAAUAAUUUUCAAUGUUUUCACUUUUCAUUUUUAAUAGGUACUUAUAUUAUUUUCUGAAAAAUGAAUGUGCCAGUAAGGAAGAACUGUGUGCAGUUCUUGAAGAUUUGCUGAAUGUUGAUCCAACAAGUGAACUGAGCAAGGAUUAUAUCAAGCUUGCUAAACACAAGAAUGGUAAAAAAUUUUAACACUUUACUCCCUAACAUCAGAACGCAUAUUCUCCCUGCUGACAUGGAGAAUUUAGAGUUUCUUUGGUUGGUGAUCAUUUCCUUCAUUCUCACAACCUUACUGUUUGAUUCAGGGGUGAUAUUGUAAGGAGAAAUUAGAUGCUAGUCACUCUUGAAGGUUGAAGGGUUAAUGUGUGUCCAGAAAAACAAAAAAAUUAACAUGGCCAAAACCAACAAUUUUUUUACAGCGCAAGCUUCUUAACCCUGUGAUCCCUAAGAGUGACCAACAUCUACUUUCUCCUCACAAUAUCAUGCCUGAAUCACAUAUUAAGGACAUGAGAAUUAAGGAAAUGAUCACCAAGUAGAGAAGGUCUUGAUUGCUAAACAAAUUCUCCUUAUCAGCAUGUGAGGAAAUGUUGAGAGAACCCUAUGGAGAAUAUGGAUGAUGAUCUCGGGGUUUAAACGAUUAAAACGUUUCAGUCCAGGUUUGAUUCUCUAACUGUUGUUAAAUUUUGGAUGAUAAGCUCUCACUGUUGAGAUUUCAAAGGGCCACUCAUGUGAUAUUCUUUCCUUUGAUUAUACUGGUGCAUUGUCAAACAACAGUUCAUUUAAAUUGUUUUUUUUGUGCUUUGUUUUUUUCCAGAUCAGUCAAAUGGACUCGUAGAUAUUUUAGGAGCGCUUUUUGUCAAGCUCGACCAUGCAGCAUGUCAAUUUUGUGUCACAGCUUGGAAGAAACUUGCGGCUGCUCUCACUCAGUUCUGCGCAGCUCAUGAUACAAGGGAGUUGAAGAUAUUUUGGGACGAGCGAGCUGAUUGGUGGCCACAGUUUCACUUCCGUCUCAGUCUCGUUCCUAACAAGGAUCACGUGUCUGAACUGGAAUGGAAACUGACUCGUCAUAAGGCCGAGGCUGCCAGGUGGCUCCUUGGACAAGGUGCAUGUUUUGUGUGUGCACAUACAAGCGUUUUAUUGUGCGUGUCAUAAUCACUCUUGUUUAGGAUUUGGGGAAAAUCUUACCAAUAGAAAAACAC
Pocillopora meandrina is the source of this 4874-nucleotide messenger RNA. The record is from the annotation of a GenBank genome assembly. NCBI's taxonomy places the organism in Eukaryota, Metazoa, Cnidaria, Anthozoa, Scleractinia, Pocilloporidae.